AUGUCUCAUACACCAGAGCUUAGUUCUGAAAAUGUUUGGUUCUUGUGUUACAGCACCAACUUUGUCCAAAAAAUGACCAGACAUUCUUUUUUCCUAGUUAGUGUACAUCAAUUCUCAACAUACUCCAACUGUGGCUCCAAUGAAGCCAAUCUCAAUUGUCCCCUACAACAGGAACACUAUGAUGCCCGGGAUUGCACACAGAAGGAUUGGGAGACUCAUAAAAACCAGUUGACCCAGCAGAAGAUUGCUGUGGAUGCCUUGAAGCAAACUGUAACUAUUUUGUAUUGGAAGAAUGAUAGCAUAAAAUCACUGAAUAGCUUGCACAAGUCUGCCUCGAUGUAUAUGCAAUGCUCUUUCUCCCACAAUGCCCAUGUGAUACCUUUCCUCAUCUGUAAGCAUGUGGGUCAAAAAGUCAUGUAUAUACACUUGGCAAGUGCCACUCAUGUUGCUCAACUUUCAAGUCAGUCAAAAUAUAAUGUGAACUUGUCAAAAUAA
Molecule: messenger RNA, 495 nt
Organism: Laccaria bicolor S238N-H82
Lineage: Eukaryota; Fungi; Basidiomycota; Agaricomycetes; Agaricales; Hydnangiaceae
Exons: 8
Coding region: 1-495 (164 amino acids)
Source: RefSeq, a predicted model, not a curated record